Molecule: messenger RNA, 2176 nt
Organism: Lucilia cuprina (Australian sheep blowfly)
Lineage: Eukaryota; Metazoa; Arthropoda; Insecta; Diptera; Calliphoridae
Product: chitobiosyldiphosphodolichol beta-mannosyltransferase-like
Exons: 4
Coding region: 716-2068 (450 amino acids)
Cellular component (GO): endoplasmic reticulum
Molecular function (GO): mannosyltransferase activity
Source: RefSeq, a predicted model, not a curated record
CCGACGUGGAUUUUUUGAAAGUUACUAUUUCUGUUAAUAGUUUAACGGUCUAGGUUGUAAUUUAUUAUAAUAUUUUUUAACUUCAACACGACAAUGCAUGUUGAAAAAUCUAAUUUUUUGAUUUUCUUAUCUGUUCUGUCAAACUAUCACGUCUGUCCCAGAGUUUUAAUAUAACUUACGCAAUUUUCGAUUUCAGAAAACCCUAGUUAUCAAGGCCGUAUAGAAGUACUACUAAGUUCUCAAUUUCAAAUUCUAAAGGUCUCAAUUUCAAAUAAGCAGAAAAUAUGGAUAAACGUUUAAAAAAUUUAUUAAAUACUAUCACAUUUUUAACAAAAUUGGUAAAAUUAUUAUGGGUAUUUUUGCUAAUAUUUAGUGUUUUAAAUAAUUUUCCGUAAUGAAAUGUUGGCACCACUGUGUUUUUAUAUGUGAAAACUUUUUUUUCGUGUACAUUUUAUCAGCUGUUGGUUGCAGACACUUAAAACUGUUUCCUCUGCGACGACAACGUUACGGCAAAGCUAACAACUUACACAAGUUUCCAUAAGCCAAAAAACAAUUUUGAGCUGAUACGUCACGGAACGCAACGUACACACUAAUGGAGCUUUAUCGUAUUUAGUAAUUUCGUUUUACAUUUAAAAACUGUAUUAAAGAGCUAUUAAGUUGGAAGUGAUACUACUUAGAACAUAAAUUAAUUUCGUUAUUUUGUUUUCAAACUCUAAUGGAAAAAGAAAAAACGUUAAGACGUAAUGCUUGCAUUAUUGUCUUGGGUGAUAUUGGACGAAGUCCACGAAUGCAGUAUCAUGCAGCAAGUUUAUUAGAGGAAAACUACAAUGUUGAUUUCAUUGGAUAUAAUGAAACAAAACCCUUGGAAGUAUUAUCAACAGCUGAACCAAAAUGCAAAAUACAUAAACUGACACCGGUUCCAGCUAUAAAUCUAACUCCCAUAUUAAAGUUAAUAUUUAAAACAAUUUGGCAGACUUUAAGUCUAAUGAUUGCACUAGUUGCGAUACGGAGACCAAAUUUUCUGCUUGUCCAAAAUCCUCCAGGAAUACCAACUUUAGUUGUUAGUUAUUUGUAUUGUGCAGUGACGCGUACUCGAUUGAUUAUUGAUUGGCAUAAUUACACGUACACAAUAUUAGGUCUUGGUAUACGAGGCGGGGAAACGAGUAAAAUUUGUCGUUUAGCAAAAUGGAUUGAAAAAUGGUGUGGAAGAAAAGCUAAUGCCAAUUUUUGCGUUACCACAGCUAUGAAGGAGGAUUUAACCUAUAACUGGAAUAUAAGAAAUAUUGUGGUGUUAUAUGAUAGGCCUCCAUCUCAGUUCCAUCCAAUUGAUUUGACGGCAAAACACAAUUUAUUUAUGAAACUUUCUAAGGAUUACCCACAAUUUCUGCCAAAGUCUUAUGAUAAUCUAAAGCAGUCCGGAAUAUUAGAAGAAACUGCAUUGACCCAAAAAUUAAGCAAUGGUAUAGUAGUUGAUAAACCUGAGAGAAUGGGCAUAUUAGUUUCUUCCACUAGUUGGACUCCAGAUGAAGAUUUUGGACUAUUGUUAAAAGCUUUGCAAGCUUAUGAGAAAGAAGCUUCAAAUAAUCCUGAAAAAUUUCCCUUUUUAAUGUGCAUUAUAACGGGUAAAGGACCCCAAAAGGAGGAAUAUCAAAGGCAAAUUAAAAAACUCAAAUUUACUAAAGUUGGUAUAAUUACUCCCUGGCUUGAAACGGAGGAUUAUCCCGUAAUAUUAGCUGCCGCAGAUUUAGGCGUUUGUCUACAUUGGAGUUCAAGCGGUUUGGAUUUACCCAUGAAAAUUGUAGAUAUGUUUGGUUGCGGUCUGCCAGUAUGCGCAUACAAUUUCAAAUGCCUUAAUGAGUUAGUUCGUCCGGGACAGAAUGGUUUCAUUUUUGAAAGUCAUCAGCAACUCGCUCAGCAACUCAUAUUUUGGUUUGAAAAUUUUCCCAAUAAUCAAAGCCUGUUGGAAUCAAAAGAAUUAUUUCGAAAAAAUUUGAAAAAAUUUCAGUCCCUGAGAUGGCACGAAAACUGGAAAUCUAAUGCGUUGCCGGUAUUUAAUACAUUUGUAUGAAAUAAAAUUAUAUUUAAGCACUGAUCUUUUUUUAUUUUAAGAUUUCUUUGCAUUUUAUAAUAUUUGAAAUUAUACAUUAGACCGACUCAAUCUAUUUAGAAAGCCAAA